AUGGCGAAGACCAAGGUGGCACCGUUAAAGAAACGAACCAUACCCUGUUUGGAACUAAUUGGCGCAGUGCUUGCGAAUACUUUAACCUGCAAAAUUCUUGAAACUCUGCAGCUUAAAUCUACUCACACAUGGUACUGGUGUGAUUCGAAGACAGUGAUCAGCUGGAUUCGGUCCAAUCCUGGACAGCAUAAGCAGUAUGUUGCCAACCGGAUAGCAAAGAUUCAGGAGCUGACAAAUGUAGACGCGUGGCGGUACGUGCCCACUAAAUGCAAUCCGGCUGAUGUCGCGUCUCGUGGCAUGUACCCUUCGCAACUUGAAGACCUUAGCAUACACAUGGCUACAAAAGGACGAAAGCUAUUGGCCAGCAAGCAUCGUGAUUGA
Messenger RNA from Rhagoletis pomonella (apple maggot), 381 nucleotides. RefSeq lists its product as uncharacterized. The transcript has a single exon. The coding region runs from base 1 to 381 and encodes 126 amino acids. The record is from RefSeq and is a predicted model, not a curated record. Lineage: Eukaryota; Metazoa; Arthropoda; Insecta; Diptera; Tephritidae.